UCCCGCGACCCCAGCACGGAGGGCGGAGACGGCGCGGACAUGGAGCUGGGGCUGGCGGGUCGCCGGGCGCUGGUCACCGGGGCGGGCAAAGGCAUCGGGCGCGGCACGGUCCAGGCGCUGCACGCGGCGGGCGCGCGGGUGGUGGCUGUGAGCAGGACCCAGGCCGACCUGGACAGCCUUCUUCGCGAGUGCCCUGGGAUAGAUCCUGUCUGUGUGGACCUGAGCGACUGGGAGGCCACCGAGCGGGCCCUGGGCAACGUGGGUCCCGUGGACCUGCUGGUGAACAACGCAGGUGUGGCCCUGCUGCAGCCCUUCCUGGAGAUCACGAAGGAGGCCUUUGACAGAUCCUUUGAGGUGAACCUGCGAGCAGUCAUCCAGGUGUCAAAGAUCGUGGCCAGGGGCUUAAUAGCCCGGGGAGUCCCGGGGGCCAUUGUGAAUAUCUCCAGCCAGGCCUCCCAGAGGGCAAUAACUAACCACAGCGUCUACUGUGAGUGCCCCAGCUGUGCCCUUGGUCCCGCCCCAGCCCCAGCCUCACCCUCGUCACCAGCUCCAGCCCCAGCCCCAGCCAGCUUGGCUUCCCCUUCCUUCACAGGCGCCACCAAGGGUGCCCUGGACAUGCUGACCAAGGCGAUGGCCCUAGAGCUUGGGCCCCACAAGAUCCGAGUGAAUGCAGUAAACCCCACAGUGGUGAUGACAGCCAUGGGCCGGGCCAACUGGCUCGACCCCCAAAAGGCCAAGCCUAUGCUCGACCGAAUCCCACUUGGCAAGUUUGCUGAGGUAGAGCACGUGGUGGAUGCCAUCCUCUUUCUGCUGAGUGACCGAAGCGGUAUGACCACUGGCUCCAUUGUGCCGGUGGAUGGGGGCUUUUGGGCAUCCUGACCCCCUCCACACACACCUCAGCCCCAAGCCAUGCCCAUCCUACCCCCAAUCCUCCAAUAAACCUGAUUCCUCUGCCCA
This is a messenger RNA of Saimiri boliviensis boliviensis (Bolivian squirrel monkey), 957 nucleotides long. The record is from RefSeq and is a predicted model, not a curated record. NCBI's taxonomy places the organism in Eukaryota, Metazoa, Chordata, Mammalia, Primates, Cebidae.